This is a messenger RNA of Myotis brandtii (Brandt's bat), 1866 nucleotides long. It is a transcript of the gene SPOPL, whose product is annotated as speckle-type POZ protein-like. NCBI's taxonomy places the organism in Eukaryota, Metazoa, Chordata, Mammalia, Chiroptera, Vespertilionidae. The coding region runs from base 209 to 1483 and encodes 424 amino acids. The transcript has 13 exons. Gene Ontology annotation, biological process: proteasome-mediated ubiquitin-dependent protein catabolic process; regulation of proteolysis. Gene Ontology annotation, molecular function: ubiquitin protein ligase binding. The record is from RefSeq and is a predicted model, not a curated record. Gene Ontology annotation, cellular component: cytoplasm; nucleus.
AACAAGAAUAGGAAGUCUUGAGCAUCUUCAAUGUAGUGGAUAUUCAACUAUCUUUUUUUUUUUUCUUUUUGAAGAGAAGGAAAACAUAGAAUACUGGAAAUAGCACUGAAAUGAAUAUUGGGACAUCUUUUUCUUCUAAUUAUCUUAGUUAAAGUACUCAACUGUAUGGGAUAGUGCAUAAAUCUUGGAAGACUGCAAUAAAUCGGCAAUGUCUCGGGAACCCACCCCACCUCUCCCUGGAGAUAUGUCUACUGCUCCUAUAGCAGAAAGCUGGUGUUAUACACAGGUUAAAGUUGUAAAAUUUUCCUACAUGUGGACCAUUAAUAACUUCAGUUUUUGUCGAGAAGAAAUGGGUGAAGUGUUAAAAAGUUCAACGUUCUCAUCUAGCCCAAGUGACAAAAUGAAAUGGUGCCUGAGGGUAAAUCCAAAAGGAUUAGAUGAUGAAAGUAAAGACUACUUGUCCUUAUAUUUGCUUUUAGUCAGCUGCCCAAAAAGUGAAGUUCGAGCAAAAUUCAAAUUUUCCCUUCUGAACGCUAAAAGAGAAGAAACAAAAGCAAUGGAAAGCCAAAGAGCAUAUCGAUUUGUACAAGGGAAGGACUGGGGUUUUAAAAAAUUCAUUCGAAGGGAUUUUUUGCUUGAUGAAGCUAAUGGUCUUUUACCAGAUGACAAGCUUACAUUAUUUUGUGAGCAUCUCCAGCACUGCUUGCAGAAGAGGAGGAAGCAUUGCACUGCCCACGUAAAGAACUGCCUCCUCCCCCUCCCCUGCAAGUGGUGCUGUAGACAGGUGAGUGUGGUCCAAGAUUCAGUAAAUAUAUCAGGGCAUACUAAUACAAAUACUUUGAAGGUUCCUGAAUGUCGACUAGCAGAAGAUUUAGGUAAUCUCUGGGAAAACACAAGAUUUACAGAUUGCAGUUUUUUUGUGAGAGGACACGAAUUUAGAGCUCAUAAAUCUGUACUUGCAGCUCGAUCCCCAGUUUUUAAUGCAAUGUUUGAACAUGAAAUGGAAGAAAGCAAAAAGAAUCGAGUGGAAAUAAACGAUGUAGACCCCGAGGUUUUUAAAGAAAUGAUGAGAUUCAUUUACACAGGGAAAGCACCAAACCUUGACAAAAUGGCUGACAACUUGUUGGCAGCUGCAGACAAAUAUGCACUGGAACGACUGAAGGUCCUGUGUGAAGAAGCUUUGUGUAGUAACCUCUCAGUGGAAAAUGUUGCUGAUACCCUUGUCCUUGCAGAUUUGCACAGUGCAGAACAGUUGAAAGCACAAGCCAUAGACUUUAUUAAUAGGUGCAGUGUACUUCGACAGCUUGGGUGUAAAGAUGGGAAAAACUGGAACAGCAAUCAAGCAACGGACAUAAUGGAAACAUCAGGGUGGAAGUCCAUGAUUCAGUCUCACCCUCAUUUAGUAGCAGAAGCCUUCCGAGCACUAGCAUCUGCACAGUGUCCACAGUUUGGCAUUCCACGCAAACGGCUAAAACAGUCCUGAAAUCUUCCAUGAACUGUAGAAAAAUGGAAUUGACUUUUAUUCCUCCAGGUCCAGAAGGAUUCUAAUAGACAAACCAUAAGCAAGAGUUGUUUCUGUUGUCUUGUCUACAGAGCAGAAGCUGAAAAAGCGUAUGGCUUGCAUUUCAGGCAUCUGAACAAUAAGUGAAUCCUGGACGGUCUACUCUCCUAAAAACAACAAACUGAUAUUAUUUGCAGACUAAAGUCUCUCCUUUCCUGAGAACCCUCAGAAACUUGUCAGGCCACAUUCUGAACCUUCCCCAUCCCCUUAGUUUUUUCCUUUCUGUUUCAGUUACUGUACUAACAUUGUGGAUGAUACUGAAAUUCUGCAUAAUGUGAACAGGAUAAACUUUAUAAACUGCUUUU